Molecule: messenger RNA, 1816 nt
Organism: Oncorhynchus nerka (sockeye salmon)
Lineage: Eukaryota; Metazoa; Chordata; Actinopteri; Salmoniformes; Salmonidae
Gene: borcs7
Product: BLOC-1 related complex subunit 7
Exons: 5
Coding region: 33-344 (103 amino acids)
Cellular component (GO): BORC complex
Source: RefSeq, a predicted model, not a curated record
UCUUGUUUGUUUAUAAAAAAAUCUUUGCUGCAAUGGCUUCCGUGGAGUCGCAACCACGGUUUGGUCAAUCUGUCAAAGGAUUGUUGUCUGAUAAAGUGGGCUCCUGCAGCGGGGAUGUGAUCGCCCUGACUCGCCAGGUGCUAAAGGGAUCACGGAGUCAAGAGCUUCUGGGACAGGCUGCCAGAAACAUGGUCAUUCAGGAGGACGCCAUUCUGCACUCAGAGGAUAGUUUGAGAAAAAUGUCCAUCAUCACCACCCAUUUGCAAUAUCAACAAGAGGCCAUCCAGAAGAAUGUGGAACACUCCAAAAACCUUCAGGAUCAACUGAGGCAUUUACUGAAAUGAAGUGUGCACUGAGACACUUAAAUGAAAGACUUUGAGCUGCUCCUGUCUGUGUUACCAUGUUGCUUCUUCUGAGAAAAUAUGUGCAGACCCCCCCCCCUGCUGCAACCUUGGGACAACAUUUCCCAGGAAGCCCAAUUCCUCAUUGAAACUAGUGGAGAACCCCCCCCCCCUUACAAUGAUCUCAAACUGUGAUUUUAAUACACAAUUAAAUUAAACACAGACUACCCCUUGCUAAUCAGAACUCUCAGGUAUGUUGUGGUGGGCUGUCAUUACAAUUGCUUCACAGGAACCUAACCAGCUGAGCUAACAAUGUAACAAAUGUCUCAUUUUGUAUAAAAUAAUCCAACAGGCUCCACAUUACAAGAAUCGCAGUACCCCCUGGUGCGCUGUUCACUUAUUUAGCCAUUUAAUCUGUUUUUGAAGGAAAAUCUAAUUUUUCCACUGCUUUCAUGUGUUUGAAAGGAGAGCUUGAAUAAAGUGUCCCACAGCAGUUGCUUUCCAUUGGAGCACUGCGAUUGGUUGGCCAAAACUCUGGGGCGGUGCUUGGCGAAGGGUAAAUUAUAUCAGAAUGUUCUCUAACAUGGCACCUUCCUGAUGUAGCCCCUGGCCUUUUGGACUGGAGGCUGCCUGGAAGUCUCCCCAGGUACAUGCUGUUCUUAUGAAUAUGCAUACCAGCAUAUGGUGGUCUUAUCCUGCAUAUUAGUGACUCUUAUUUAUUAAAGCCCUACUCCAGUCUCCAUUUUAGCUCAUUUAUCACAUGAUUUACUUAACAAAAGGCACAUCUCAAUUGGGUGCCUUUCCUCUUUUGGUCUUUAUUCUUGCAAGCAAGGGGGAGGCCAAUGACAUCAGAAGGCACCAUCAGACCAAUGACCUACUCCAUUGGAGAUUAUUGUUUGGGCAAAAUACCAUCCUCCCCUCUGUGACCCGGAAACCAAUAAGUGGUUGAGGAGUGUGUCAUUUCAUUAGUAGGCAAACAGAAUAGUGUCCUCCCCCACCUACCUUUCAUUGAGGAUACUCGUGUUUCCUACAACAGAAGAGUUUAGAAAAUCUGGCACACCUUUGAAUCAGCUUUUGUUUUGUCAGAGGAGAAAGAUGCACACAAAAAAAUAUAUAUGUCACUCAUUGUUUUAUCUAUAAAAUGUCUUGCACAACUGAACUUUUUUUAAUCACUUAACAUAGUUAUUUUGGGAUCAACCCCGUAAACAUCAUUGCCUAAGGAUGCGCGAGGGGAGAAUGGUCGUCUCCCGAGUGGCGCAGCAAUCUAAAGCAUUGAAUCUCAGUGCAAGAGGCGACACUACAGUCCCUGGUUCGAAUCCAGGCUGAAUCACAUCCGGCCGUGAUUGGGAGUCCCAUAGCGUGGUGCACAAUUGGCCCAGUGUUGUCCAGGUUUGGCUGGGUUAGGCUGUCAUUGUAAAUAAGAAUUAGUUCUUAACUGACUUGCCUAGUUAAAUAAAGGUUAAAUCAAAUUUAAA